Onthophagus taurus is the source of this 1841-nucleotide messenger RNA. NCBI's taxonomy places the organism in Eukaryota, Metazoa, Arthropoda, Insecta, Coleoptera, Scarabaeidae. The record is from RefSeq and is a predicted model, not a curated record.
AAAAGUUUAUAAAUACACCUCGAACGAACCGUUUCGCGUUCAUUCCAACCAACGAAACGAACGUUGACGCCGUUUUUAGUGUAGUAUAGGAGAGGCUUUUUAUUCCUUUAGAAGAAGAGGUUAUUGUUUCUUAAUUCUCUCCUAUAGACCGAGAAAAGGUGUCAAAAAAGUUAUUCCAAGUUAAUCUAACAAGUUUUCAGUGAGUUUAAUAAAAAAAAAGUUUUUGGUGCGAUUAUGGAACGGUUUAAUGAGUUUAAACGUGAGAUUUUAAUGGGAAAUCGUACGUUGAAGAGCUUUAGUGACAUCUCGUAGCAAUGGCCGAACUUCGUUGGUUGGUACCGCUAUUUUUGGCGAUUUCGUCAAUUUUAGCAAUCGUCGCCAAUUCUUUAUUACUUUUAGUAUUUUUUAAACGAAGAGGAUUACGUACCGUUUCAAAUAGAUUUGUAGUUAAUCUGUUGGUGACGAAUGUAUUAUCUGGAAUCGUUUUAAUACCGUUAUUAAUAAUAAAUGAGACCGUUUUGGAUAAAGAAGAUAAUAUAAAAGAUGUGAAAACGUUAUCGAGGAAUCUAAGUGAAGUUGUGGUUAAAAAUGAAGUGAUAAUUCGGACUAAACUGAUCGAAAACGAAGAAUUUAUCGAAAUCAGUAUUUUAAACAACAACGAAAAUAAUUGUUUUUGUUAUUUCUCGCAAAUCGUAACAAACUUGGUUUGCGUCGCAUCAAUUUUAGGGAUUUUAUUGAUCGCUUUCGAUCAAUAUUUCGCCGUAAUCCAUCCUUUAAGGUAUCACACUUUUAUAAAUAAAUCGAAAAGCUUAAUUUUAUUAAUAACAACGUGGAUUUUUUCAAUUUUAAUUUCGUUAUUAAAUUUAAGCGUUUUUGAGGUUAGUUUUUGGAGCUGUCAAAGUGACGUGUCAAAAAGUGACGUUUUAGGAGAUGAGGUUAUUUUUGCGUAUUUUUAUUUCGUAUUGAUUUUUUUGGUGCCCUUUUUAAUUAUUUGUUCCGUUUAUUUUAAAAUUUAUUUCGCAGCGCACCAAAAUAGCGAAAGGAUGCGAAAAAGCUUAUCAAAUAACCAAUUAAUCAUUAAAAAUCACGUUAAAUCGAACGAUUUAAAACCAAACGACGAAAAAUCUCUCCCUAGGGUUCACUCAGCACCUAAUAUACCAAAUUUAAGCAUAAAAGAAACUAAAAUAACUCGUUCAAUAAGCGAUAGGGCUACUAGUAAUAACAUUAUUGUUACUAUAAAAUCGAAAUUAUCGAAUGCUUCGGUUUUUAAGUAUAGGGAAGAAUCGCGGACUGCUAAAAUCUCGAUUUUGGUGAUUUUUAUGGUUCUAAUCUGUUAUUUUCCUUAUGGAGUUUCGAUUAUUUUGAAUGUUUAUUUAAAAAGUAACCCCCCGAUUAAUUUUAAUUUAAUUUCAAUCGUUUUAUUGAUUAUUUCUAAUUUGAUUUCGCCCUUUUUGUUCGCUUACCGUAGUAAAAGGGUGCAAAGGGAGUUGGUUAAAACAUUUUUGGGACGAAAUCGGGUGAUCAAAAAAGAAUUUGAGCCAUUUAUUAAACCAAAAAGAGAGAAUUUAUUGGAAAAUAAGUCUGUGAUACCUAAAGUGGUGGUUACUUGUAGUAAAAAUAAUAAAAAUGAGAAUGAUAGGAGGGGAUCGGGGAAGAAUUGGGGGGGUUUUAAAAAAAAAUGUAAUUUUAUUUCCGUCCCUGAUAGUUGUUUGGAGGCGAGGUCUUCGUUUUCGAGUGCUAGCACGCAAAUUUCUAGUGUUGAAGAAUAAGACUGAUUUAAAAAAAGAAAAAAAAUGAGGGGAAUAAAGCGAAAAUAAAUUAUUGUAUGAAUUUAAUUAAUU